CGCUUCGUAGCCUUGUCAUCACCCUCGUUUCCCCACAUAUAUAUUUUAAUAUGUUUCUCCUAUGAACUCAACUCAAUUCAAAACAACACACAAACAUUCAAAGAAAUUCAAACUGAUCAAUGGAUUCUUCAGAUUUCCAAUACCCAUAUUCUCAGUUCUCUCCUCAAUCAUCUUCUUCCCUUGUUUCUCAAGAAACAUUCAAUCAAGCCCUUCCUUUCAAUGAAAACGACUCUCAGGAGAUGCUUCUCCUAGGAGUUCUAAAACAAGCAGCCCCAGAGAGGUCCUUCUUAUCAAACCCUAGAGACGAUGAAGUGAGCUUAAAAGCAAACGACGAAGUCAAAAUCUCAUACAGAGGAGUCAGGAAGAGGCCAUGGGGGAAAUACGCAGCGGAGAUAAGGGACUCGACGAGGAAAGGAGUGAGGGUUUGGCUCGGAACCUUUGAUACUGCCGAGGCAGCUGCUUUAGCAUACGAUCGAGCUGCAUUGACAAUGCGAGGUUCCAUGGCUAUACUUAAUUUCCCAAUGGACAAAGUGUAUAGGUCGCUUGAAGAAAUGAACUAUGGAUUCGAAGAAGGGUGUUCGCCUGUUUUGGCAAUGAAGAAAAGACACUCCUUGAAGAACAAGGGAGGGGUAGUGAAGAAGAAGGUGAAGAGAGAAAACAUGGUGGUUUUUGAGGAUUUAGGAGCCGAUUACUUGGAACAACUUCUUAGCUUAUCUGAUACCUCUACUCUUUUUAGUAAUUUUUUUUUUGAAAAAAAAAUGUUUCUAUCAUUUUUCAUUAAUAAUAUGUACCGAUGA
Hibiscus syriacus is the source of this 797-nucleotide messenger RNA. RefSeq names its product ethylene-response factor C3-like. Gene Ontology annotation, molecular function: DNA-binding transcription factor activity; DNA binding. The transcript has a single exon. Lineage: Eukaryota; Viridiplantae; Streptophyta; Magnoliopsida; Malvales; Malvaceae. Gene Ontology annotation, biological process: regulation of DNA-templated transcription; ethylene-activated signaling pathway. The record is from RefSeq and is a predicted model, not a curated record. The coding region runs from base 120 to 797 and encodes 225 amino acids.